CUUCACCUAUGAUAUUACACAUACGAUGAAAAUCCGGCGAUGUUAAGCAAGCUUAUUACUAACUUAAUCAGCACACUCUACAACAAACUUUGAACAGUUUACCUUCAAAAACUUGCGCAUAUGUACAGCCAAGCAGAUAGAGUUUAUUUUUUACCAAAUAGAUCUUGUCUUAAAUAGAUAUUGAUUUUGAAUAUUCUUGCAAUUUUUUCAUUUGCUUUAAGAAAAACAGUUUUGAGUGAAAAGUACAGAAAAUUUGCACCUAAUUAAUACACCUUCGACGAAUUAAACCAUCAAAUUAAAAAAGAAAUAGUUAAUUUAUUAAUAGUUAAUAAAUUUAUACAUCGUAUCGGCACGCAAUGGGUUCGAAGGAGCAGCAUUUUACGACGCAGCUGCUGCAGCACCUGAUGUUGAACAGCCACAUGCGAGUAUUCCACAAUGGGAUGGAGUUGGGCAUGGCUGACGUCGAGGCAUUCUCGCCCGUCGUGUACAACAUUCUGAGAUACAAAAUCAUUAACGACACUAUGCGCAAGAAGACCUACGUCAGGAAAGAUGACGGGGAACUCAUGGAAAUAAUUCGGGACAGAUUCUCAACCAAGACCUACCUGAGGACUAAAUCCGGACGUGUAAUCGAGCUCGACGGUUCUGAAGACGGUGAUGGGGGCAUGGACGUUUACUAUGACCCCUUGACUGGCAAGACGUGGGUGAGGGGUCAAGACGGUGAGAUGUUGGAGCUGAUUAAAGAUGAGAAGACAGGGAAGAUGUAUUUGAGGACUAAGAGUGGUCGGUUGCAGGAGGUCGGAGCCCACCUCGAGUUCUACAAAGAUCCCAUCACAGGGAAGACUAUUCUGCGCGAACGAAAGAAUCCAGGCAUGCAGGUAUUCACAGACCCUGUGACUGGGAAAAAGUACGUCAAAACUGCAGACGGUCAGAUCUUAGAGAUCUGGACUGACCCGGAGACAGGUAAAACUUACAUGCGGACAAAGAGUGGUCGAAUCGUCUCCGAGAUUGACGAGAACAUGAUAUUCUAUACGGAUCCCAGGACAGGAGUGACCUACUUGGCAGCCAAACCAGGAGCUGCGCAGUCUUCGGUGUUCACAGAUCCCAAAACAGGCAAGACAUAUAUUCGAACCAAAUCCGGUCGCAUUGUCGAAGCACCGGUGGAGGAGGGAGGCGAGUUCUUUAUGGAUCCGACCACAGGCAAGAUGUUCCUGCGUACCAAGUCAGGCAACCUCAGAGAGAUCCCAUCUGACGGCGUUGAGGUCAUCAAAGACCCUAGCACUGGCAAAGUGUACAUGAAGACUAAAUCUGGAAGACUGAUUGAGAUCCAGGGGGAUGUUGACAUGUAUGUUGAUCCUAUCACAGGGAAGACUUAUUUGAUGCACAAAGGGUCCAACAUCAUCACUGAUCCCAACACCGGCAAGAAAAUGGUUCGCACGGCUUCAGGGCGCCUGGUUGAGGUCAAAGGUAGCUUCGAGGUUUACGUGGACCCUGACACCGGCAAGACUCUUCUGAUGCAGACAACUGACGAUGGUAAAACCAUCUUGACAGAUCCCAGCUCGGGGAAAGUGUUCAUCAAGACUGCCUCGGGAAGACUUCAAGAAUUGGUGGACGAAGGAGGCAUUCUUUACGAUGCUAGCACAGGAAAGAGUUACUUGCGUACAGAGAGUGGUAAGCUGAUCGAAAUCACCAAUGACAGUGAAAUGUUCGUCGAUCCAGAGACUGGCAAACUCAUGAUGCGCACCAAGAGCGGAAGAGUGCACGAAGUAUCUUCCGAUGUCAAUGUUUUCACAGAUCCAAACACCGGAAGGACCUAUGUACGGACCAAGUCUGGUCGCUACUUGGAACUUGACCCAGACGCUGAGAUUGAAAUUGAUCCGUUAACUGGAAAAAUGUUCAUUCGCACCAAGUCAGGAAAUAGACGCGAGUUGGCCGGUGAGAUGGAGAAAAACAGUUUUGAGUGA
Symsagittifera roscoffensis is the source of this 1961-nucleotide messenger RNA. RefSeq lists its product as uncharacterized. The transcript is spliced from 8 exons. The coding region runs from base 357 to 1961 and encodes 534 amino acids. NCBI's taxonomy places the organism in Eukaryota, Metazoa, Xenacoelomorpha, Acoela, Convolutidae. The record is from RefSeq and is a predicted model, not a curated record.